CCCCUCUGCCUCCGAACCGGCAAAAGGCAGAGAGACAGCAUGCAGCAAACUUUCCCAUCCCUCUCGCUCCAGCCUCUGCCGGUCGCUCUGCUGCGCUGCCUCUAUAACAGGCUCCGGGUCAGCCUCUUACACCAGAUCUGCUAGAGGAGCUGCUUCAGAUCAGCCAGCAGCACACCUGGAGCAGAGCUCAUCACACAACACUGACUCUGGAUCCCCUCUUUGACUUUUUAGACUUUUGCUCGACUUUGUUGGAAAAGGAAAACUGUUGAGGCCAGAAGUGAGUGCUGUUUGGAGAUAAGGGGCAAAUAAGAAAAAAAGAAAUAGGAGGACUUUGGGAUCUCAUUUCUGAGGGGAUUUUUUUUUCUCCCUUACUUACAUCUCACAAACUCAUUGUGUUUGAGUUGUUUUCAAGCAGCGAGGAAUCACCUGGAUUGACCUAGACGGCUUUUUGUUUGUUUGUUUGUGUUUUCCCAGCCUGGAAAGUUUUUGGGAGAGUUUCUCUCUGUUUUAGAGAAAGUCUGAGGACAUCACUGACCAGAGUUCUUUUUCUAACUGGACAGACACAGCUUUGGGAAAAGAACUUGUUCCAAGAUGUUCUGCUCAAGGAGAGUUCUACAACAGUGGUGCUUCGCUGUGUUCUUAUUGUGUUCGCCUGUGCCACACUACGGAAGACCAAUUGAUGCCUUGAGCAACAGAAUGAAACGCUCGGUGACCCACGCCCAGCUGAUGCACGACAAGAGCCGGACGCUGCAGGACUUCAAGCGCCGCAUGUGGCUCCAGACGCUGCUGGACGAGGUCCACACGGCCGAGAUCCGCGAGCUGCCCGUCCGAACGGGGGUCAGCAGCGGGGCCGGUGUGGGUCUCCCGGGGGGGGUGAGCGUGAGCCUGGGCACGACCGGGGGGACCCUCCACACCAAGCCCCCCGGGGCCACCAAGAACAUCCCCAUCAGCUUCCGACUGGAGGAGGAGGAGGGGACCAACCUGCCCCAGGAGACCAACAAGUCCCAGACGUACAAGGACGGCGUGCUGAAGGCCGCCGGCAAGAAGAAGAAAAAAGGGAGGUCCGGAAAGAGGCGGGAGGGCGAGAAGAGGAAAAGGCGGGCACGCUCGCUGGGUUGGGCGGUGGAAGACGAGCCCGGAAGCGGCUACCACCUGGAGUGGCGGCCUUUCUUCGGCCUACAGGGGGCGCUGCACUAAAACACUGUCAGUCUCUGACAAAGAAACCUAAGGACAUUUCAAAUGGACACCUAAAUGCUCAUGUUGCAGUAUUCUGUAAUAGUGAUUGUUUGGAAAGUAAUAGGGAAAUAUUUAUUGUCUGUAAAUAUUCUAAACUCACCAGAAUAGUGAUAAUGAUGACAAUAAAAAAUGAUGAUGAAACGUUAUUCAAUGCUCUGUGGGACAACAGAUUUUGAUCAUUGUGAACCCUUCCUCUUUUUUGUUAGGACUAUGCCAAUUAUACAUGUCAGAUUUGCGGUAAUUUAUUUUGUUUGAAUGGUGUAUUUAUUUUGUAAAUGUACCGAGGUGCUGCUGACCUUCUAUAUUUUUGUACCAUAAUGCACUUUAGAUAUAUAAAUAUAAAUAUAUAUACAAGUAA
Molecule: messenger RNA, 1594 nt
Organism: Hypomesus transpacificus
Lineage: Eukaryota; Metazoa; Chordata; Actinopteri; Osmeriformes; Osmeridae
Gene: pthlha
Product: parathyroid hormone-like hormone a
Exons: 4
Coding region: 592-1197 (201 amino acids)
Biological process (GO): adenylate cyclase-activating G protein-coupled receptor signaling pathway; regulation of chondrocyte differentiation; osteoblast development
Cellular component (GO): extracellular region
Molecular function (GO): peptide hormone receptor binding; hormone activity
Source: RefSeq, a predicted model, not a curated record